Molecule: messenger RNA, 3116 nt
Organism: Cololabis saira (Pacific saury)
Lineage: Eukaryota; Metazoa; Chordata; Actinopteri; Beloniformes; Belonidae
Gene: eif4ba
Product: eukaryotic translation initiation factor 4Ba
Exons: 15
Coding region: 90-2036 (648 amino acids)
Molecular function (GO): RNA binding
Source: RefSeq, a predicted model, not a curated record
GCAGAGAGGCUUGUGAACGGCGAUGCGCGCUCCCGAUAAUAAACAUCUGACGCCUUCAUCCGGGAACUACCACGAACUCGCUCUCCAACAUGGCGGCGUCAGCUAAGAAGAAGAAUAAGAAGGGGAAGACCCUCACCCUGACUGACUUCCUGGCAGAGGACAGCAGUGGCAACAGCGCCCCUGCCCCCCCCAGCUACCCGGCCAAGUCCACAAGCUGGGCCGAUGAGACUGAUGAUCUGGAUGGCGAUGUCUCAACAUCGUGGCACACUGAUGAGGAUUCGUACAGGGCACCAGCUAUCGACCGCUCCAUCCUGCCCACGGCCCCUCGCUCAGCCCGCGAGCCCAAUAUUGACCGGUCCAAACUGCCCCGCAGCCCGCCGUACACGGCCUUCCUCGGCAACCUGCCCUAUGAUGUCACUGAGGACUCCAUAAAAGACUUCUUCCGUGGCUUGGCGAUCAGCGCAGUGCGUCUGCCUCGCGAGCCCAGUAACCCAGAGAGACUGAAGGGUUUUGGUUAUGCUGAGUUUGACGAUGUGGACUCCCUGCUCAGGGCCCUCAGCCUCAACGAAGAGAACCUUGGGAACCGAAGGAUUCGUGUUGAUAUUGCAGACCAGUCUAAUGAUAAAGAAAGAGACGGGAUUAUGGGAGGCCGAGAUAGAGGGAUGCGGAUGGCAGACAUGGGACCUGACAAGACGGACAGUGACUGGCGAGCUCGGCCAAGUUCAGAUGCCGAUGACGGACCCCCAAAGAGGGAUGAUGCUUUUGGAGAAAGAUCUCGGGACCGUUACGAGUCGGAUCGUUACAGAGAUGGGCCACGGCGUGACAAUGAUCGUUAUGAUGGAGGAAGAGACCGCUACCGUGAUCGCUAUGACGACAGAGAUCGCCGGGAGCGCUACGAUGACAAAGGGGGUUUUGACUCCCGUGGUGGAGGAGGUCGUCGUGCCUUUGGUACUAGCUUCCGUCGAGAGUAUGAUGACAAUCGGGGUAGUAGCGACCGCUACGGUGACCGCGAUCGUUACGGUGAGCGGGAGGACCGGUACGAGAGACGAGAGGAGAGGCGCGAGGAGCGCGGCGGUGACACUGGUCAACAAAGACCCAAGUUAGUUCUGAAGCCUCGCUCAGUACCAAAAGAGGAGGAAAGUGUUGGCAGCAGUGGUGGUGGUGGUGGUGGUGGUGGUGCUACUCCUCCAGCUCCUCCCCCGAGCUCCGCCGGCAGGGCCUCCUCCAUCUUUGGUGCAGCUAAACCAGUUGAUACAGCAGCCAAGGAGAGGGAGGUGGAGGAGAGGCUGAAGAAGGAGGAGGAGAGGCUGCAGAGGCAGCUGGAGGACGACAAAGGCCGUGGUGCACCUGACAGAAAGAUGAGAGACAGAGACCCGGGUUGGCGCAGUGAGGAACCUCCCGCUGAGAGGUCUCGCACUGGAAGUGAGUCUUCACAACCAGGAAGCACCAGUGGAAGAGGAUCAAGGUGUCGAGAUAGCGAGCGCUCUGGGGAGAAUGAGGUUUUCUCUAGCAGGGAAGGGAGCUCCACUUCCCCAGGGCCUUCCCCACAGGCUUCCUCCACCAGCUCCUCCAAAGAGCCGCUGAAGGUGAUGCCUGCUCCUCCUCCCAAGGAGAACGCAUGGGCCAAACGAAGCACAGUGAGCACCGGCUCCAGUGAGGGCGACAGUCGGCCUCCCGUCUCUCCGGUCUCAAGUGAUUCUUCUCCUCCUAAGCUCAAUUCUUCAAGUUCUGCCGAUGAAAGAGGAUCUGGAAAGGACGAAAACAAGGCUGAUGGUGUGCAUCGGGACCUGGGGGCCCAACGGGCACGAGGAGGAUCUGCAGGGCCUGGAGCUGGGCGGGGCCGAGGAGAGGGGCCCAACAAAGAGCGAAAAAAGGAGGCAGACAGAAAAGACCCCAGAAGAGACCGAGAGUCUAGACCCGCUCCAGAGCCAAAGAAAUAUGAAGAAUCCCCAACUCCUAAGUUCAGCUCUGCCAGCAAGUACGCCGCUUUGUUAAUGGACGGAGAACAAGGAGAUGAUGGGGAGGAUGCAGAAUAAAGGAAAUGUCACGGCAAGACCUCAGAGCACAAGAGGAGAAAUUGACAAAUUACAAAAUUUAAAAAAAUUAAAAAUAAUCUCACCUAGUUUAUGAAAAAGUAUAAAUAAAAAUAAAUCUCCUCGCAUGGAAAAGUGGCUCUGAGGGCAGGGAGGGGAUGGGAACACCACUCCCACCCUCUUUAUCCUCUACAAACUUGUCCUUUCCCUUCAACCACCCAUUCAUCCUUCUCCCAAGCCCAGCUUCAGGACUUUUCAGGUUCUACAGAAUAGUCACAUACUGGACUUGUUUUAAAAUGGAAAAGAGGAAAAGCUGACACAUGGAAAAGUGAUGGAUAACAUUGAAAUUAAUUGUAAUAAAUAAAUGAAAAAAGUUGGGAAAAAUGAAUUUGUAUAUUUGUGGCUUGCAGGUAUGGCGAGGUGGAAUCUGAAGACACGUAGUUUACUCAGUGGGACCUUUUUUCUAAUCGGUAUUUGACGUGCACAUUUCGUAGGCAAACGCUCACGUUUAUCACAAACCCGUUGUGUUAUCUAGUGAAUAAUUUGGAAUUAUCAAAUCCAUCCCAGCCAAUUUACUAAUUAAAACCUGUCUUUCAGGACUAAAAACCAUGAACGUCGGAAGUACUAAUUUCAAGCUCUUUACCAGUUGCAUAUUUACUCUUCAUCUAGUUAGUCGUUUAAAUAUAUUCCAAAUUGAGCUGACUCUCAGUAUUAGGAGGGAUAAACGCACACACCGCAGUACUGCAGGGUCGAGUUGCAUGUCAAGAAAGAAAAGCAGCCGCUGCACGAUUCUCAUGGAGAGUCCAUCAAGUGCCAUUACGAUGUUUCCCCCCCGCAAUGUACAGAUGUUACUAUUUCUACACUUUCUGAUCAAGUAUUCGCUUCAAUAAAAGGCCUGUGAAGGUCUUGUUUCUGGUGAUGUUAAAGAUUCUCCGCAGCUGUCUGAAGCCUUUUACUCUUCCUGCAUACCUCCACGCUGAUAUAUUUGGAAGGUGUAGACUUUCCUGCAGUAGAGCUUGAAAACUCCCAUGAAAUGACAUGAACUUGUCUUCCAGUUUGCAAUAAAUUUGGGUGGUGAUAUAC